Molecule: messenger RNA, 4095 nt
Organism: Candidula unifasciata
Lineage: Eukaryota; Metazoa; Mollusca; Gastropoda; Stylommatophora; Geomitridae
Source: the annotation of a GenBank genome assembly
AUGAUCCGGAAGGAGAACGAACGGCAAACAGCGGGCGGUAGAAGGCCUUUGCUUGUGACGUUUGUCGGGAAUAACCGACAGAUGUUGAAUGAAAUCCGCGACAGCUUAAGCCAUCUUCGUAAAAAUGACCUGGAGGGCUACAGCGACUUUUCCAACGUGCAGCUCAAGCCGGAGUUUUGUCAGAUUGGUUCCGGCCUGGGUGGUGGCAACAAGGUGACCCGACGAGAUAAUCAACACCACAAAGCCUUGGCGGAGAUUCGCGACAGUCUGCGGCCAUACCAGAACUCAAUCAACGGGUCCAGCAGUGGGGCUAGUGGAGGCAGCAGUGGUGGGGGCAGCAGCGACAACAGCAGUACUACCAGCUGUGCCAGCUCUCCGGCCGCCAGCGAUGCAGAGAGCAGCAUGAACAAAGUGCAGAACAUCAUGCAGUACGGAUUUGAUGAGGAUAUUGCGGUUAGAGCCUUGCAGCUCAGCGGCAACCACAGCGUCAAUGCUGCUCUACGUCUGCUGCUUUUCAUCAUGGAGGAGAAAUUAGGCGGGGGCAUUAAGUGUGCCGGUUAUCCUGGGUAUUCGCACAAUCAGCGACCCAGUUUUGGAAGCAGCAGUCUGGCUGCCUCUGAAACCAACAGUGUGCGGUCAGACAGCCCUAGUGUGAACUCCUCCCCCUCCCAGCAGCAGCAGCAGCGUCCAGUAUUAGUCAACGGAUUGCAGACUCCGCCCCCUAUACCACCACGAGUACCAAUCACCUCGCAGUUUAACUACACUUCACAGAGUCAGACUCCUCCUGCGUCCAUUGAUGUUUCAGGCAUUUCUGCAGUACCAAACGGUAUUGGUCAUCAGGUUGCCCCAGGCCAGAGCCCAGUUUUGCAGACAAUAAGUCAGGGCAAAGGUCAUGCAGUUGGAAUGACACAAGCAGGUCUGUUGGUCCCCGGUCAGAACCAUGUGAUACCUCAGGGUCAUGUGCAACAGUUGAUCCAACGAAUGUCACCCGGACAGCCCUACUACCAUUUGCAGCAGAAGCAGCAGCAUCAGCAGCAAGUAACAGCACAUGUUAACGGAGGGGUUCGGGCAGUAGUCAACCAAAGAGGUGUUAGUCCCUCUCCUACUUUAGGCACCCAGCAGUCAGUUUUGAACCCAGGUAGCAAUGGAAGUGUAAAUGUUCCCAAUCACCAGCUGUCCCAACAGCUACAGAACCUCAUGCUUGGAACUCAGGUGAAUCACUCUCAAACUGGCCCAGCACCGGCAACUUCAAAUGGUGGCUCAACCAUGCUGCAAAACCACACACAAGCUCCACCUCCGCCUUACAGCCAAGCUCGACUUCAGGUCACUACAGCAAUAGGAUUAAAUGGAACCACAGGAGGUCCACCUGCUCACAGAGACCACUUUCAGGAUGUUCAUGGUGUCCCUUCAGGUCUGGAAGUCCAGAUUAUAUCAGUCCCAGCAGAAACCACACAGGUGAUACAGUCAGUCGCAUCCACAGCAGUUUCAGCAACUCGCAUGGCUAUGGGAUUUAACCACAUGCCAAUCAUUAUGCCUUCAGUUCACAGUAAAGAAGUUACCAAACCUGUGCCUCAGACAGCCACGGCCCCUGUGGGGCUUCUUCCCCAAACUCUCAACCUCGGUGCAGGAACAUCGCCUGCUCAGCUGGCACAGGUCCAGGCACACAGUAACACUUUAUCUCCAAUGCCAAAUCAACAACUGAAGCAUCAGCACCCUGCUGUAGGCACAGGACAUUUAACAAGAAGAGAUGUGCCCAUCCCAAUCAUUCAUUCUCCUCAUAAUGGGUCACAGAUAAUCCGCAACGGGGGAAGCUACACAUUAGAGCAACUGGCGGCAGUUACAGCAGGUCAGCCAACCAUUCAGACUUUUCACAAUCAAUGGCAGAGCCAUUUCUCACCGAACCACACCCAGGCAUUCAGGCUGCAGAAUGGCACCUUGUACCAGCAGUUUCCUGGAGACUCAAACCUAUCUACAUCUCGCUCUGACUCGCCAGUAUCUCGAGCCACAAAUCAGUCUCCAAUGUCUGUGAUGUCAACUACCUCCUCGCCGUCAACAAACUCAGAUAUGCCAGACAAACCACCACCUCCUUACCCAGGCAGGGGCAUCGUCAACUUGGGGAUGCCUCCUCAUUUAAACCCACCCGUACUUCCACCACGAGUUCCACUUAAGGACAAACCUCCUCCUCCACCUCCACCACAUGUUGGCCAUCAAGAUAAUUCAUCACAGCCUGGUACACAAACCCACUUUUUGCAUCUCCCACCGUCAUACUUCUCCGCAAAUCUCCACCACGCUCAAAGCUGCUGCUCUUCAUCUCCACCAUCAUCUCCAGGCACAUCUCUUGUGGGAAGCAGUUCUUCUUUACCUCUAUCUUUACCCAUUUCAGAAAAUAGCUCUCUAUCCUUGAACUCAAAUACUAACAGUCCAGGACAGCCAAAUGUAGAUAAUCUGACUGCUCCAACAGAAGGCUGUCCACAUCUGCUGCUCCCCCAGAUGAACAGAAAUGCAGCACCGUCAGAAACAGAUGAGACUGAUACUGAUACAAGUAGCAUUAGUCAAAGUCGGAGCUCUCCGUCUACCAAGUGCUCAAACUGCAAUGGACAGGAAAAACACAGGUGUAUGUCUCCACUACCAGAACGCAGAUCUGACGCUCACGAGAGAGACAGACUCCGCUGUGACACUAAAGUGAAAAUGUACUCACCUCAAGCUUUCAAGUUCUACAUGGAGCAACACGUGGAGAAUGUGCUCAAGUCCCAUGCUCAGAGAAUGAACAGAAGGCUGCAGCUUGAAAAAGAAAUGGCAAAAGUGAACUUAUCAGAAGAAGCUGCUCGGCAAAUGAGAAAAAUGCUACAUCAGAAAGAGUCCAACUAUAUUCGUUUAAAACGUGCCAAAAUGGACGCAAGCAUGUUUGAAAAGAUCAAAACGCUUGGAGUGGGAGCAUUUGGGGAAGUGGCUUUAGUUCGCAAAAAGGAUGUGGGCUCACUGUAUGCCAUGAAGACUUUGAAGAAAUCUAACGUGAUCCAGCGGAACCAGGUGGCACAUGUGAAAGCCGAGCGGGACAUCUUGGCAGAGGCUGACAAUGAGUGGGUGGUAAAGUUGUAUUAUUCGUUCCAGGACAGCGAUAGCCUGUACUUUGUGAUGGAUUAUGUCCCCGGAGGUGACCUCAUGGGCUUGUUGAUCCGUAAGGAGAUUCUGGAGGAGCACCUGGCCCAGUUUUAUAUUGCCGAGCUGGUUCUGGCCAUUGAGAGUGUUCACCGCAUGGGUUUCAUCCAUCGAGACAUCAAACCAGACAACAUCCUCAUUGACAAGGAUGGACACAUCAAGCUCACAGACUUUGGCCUCUGUACAGGCUUCAGGUGGACACACAACUCCAAGUAUUACCAGAAAGAUGGUCAUGUCUGCCAGGACUCAAUGGACGUCAGCUGUGAGCUGGAUGACCCCUCUCAUGGAGAGAUCCUCAAGCCGCUGGAGAAAAGGCGUCAGCGGGAACAGAAACGCUGCCUAGCACAUUCCUUGGUGGGCACACCCAAUUACAUCGCUCCGGAGGUGCUGCUGCGUUUAGGAUACACAAAAGCCUGUGAUUGGUGGAGUGUUGGUGUCAUUCUGUACGAAAUGGUGAUUGGUCAGCCUCCCUUUUAUGCCCCCUCCCCUGCAGAAACACAGUAUAAGGUGAUCAACUGGAAGGAGACGCUGAUGGUUCCCCACUGCACCAACAUUUCUCCUGUCACCAUAGACCUCAUUGCUCAGCUGCUGCAAGGCCCUGAAACAAGACUCGGUCGGAAUGGUGCCACAGAGGUUAAAGAACACAAGUUCUUCUCAGGGGUCAACUUUGAAGGACUUCGUAAAUUACCGGCACCUCUGAAGCCCACAAUCAAAUUCCUCACGGAUACAUCCAAUUUUGAUCCGGUUGAUCCAGAUAAGCUACAAUCGAAUGACUCAGAUGGAUCCAAGAAGGCUAACUCUAAGUCAGAAAAUGGAAAGCACCCAGAGCACGCAUUUUUCGAAUUCACCUUCCGUCGUUUUUUCGACGAUGGUGGACACCCUUGCUCUGUGCCUUCACAACAAGAACAAGAAACCAAUGCUCCGGUGUACGUGUAG